Molecule: messenger RNA, 5639 nt
Organism: Oncorhynchus nerka (sockeye salmon)
Lineage: Eukaryota; Metazoa; Chordata; Actinopteri; Salmoniformes; Salmonidae
Product: NLR family CARD domain-containing protein 3-like
Exons: 8
Coding region: 85-3210 (1041 amino acids)
Biological process (GO): intracellular signal transduction
Molecular function (GO): protein binding
Source: RefSeq, a predicted model, not a curated record
AACCAACAGGAGAGAUCAGAGUCAGAGAUUCUCAGUGGUCAGUCUUCCCAGAGUCAUCAAACAGACCUGGCCUCCAUAUUCAGUAUGCUUGAAGAGAAAAUUAUGACAUUUGUGAAGAACGAGCUGAAGAUGUUCAAGAGGAUUCUUAGUCCAGAACUCCCAGAAGGCUUUGAGAGUCAGAAGCAGGAUAAGGAAGUGGUGGAUUCUGAAGAUGAGAAGCAGGAGAGCAGUGCCAGAGAGGGGGCUCUGAAGAUCACACUGCACAUCCUGAGGAAAAUGAACCAGAAGGAGCUUGCUGACACACUGGAGAAAUAUUCAGAUGAUCCUGCUGUGAUUUGCCAACGUGAACUCAAAUCUAAUCUAAAGAAGAAGUUUCAAUGUGUAUUUGAGGGGAUCGCUAAACAAGGAAACCCAACACUUCUCAAUAAGAUCUACACAGAGCUCUACAUCACAGAGGGUGGAACAGGAGAGGUCAAUAAUGAACAUGAGCUGAGACAGAUUGAGACAACAACCAGGAAACAAGAGACUGCAAUCAAAUGUAAUGACAUCUUUAAACCCUUAACUGGACAAGACAAACCUAUCAGAACUGUGCUGACAAAGGGAGUCGCUGGCAUUGGAAAAACAGUCUCGGUGCAGAAGUUCAUUCUGGACUGGGCUGAAGGAAAAGCAAAUCAGGACGUCCAAUUUGUAUUUUCAUUCCCUUUUCGGGAGCUGAAUUUGAUGAAAGGGGACAAACACACUUUGAUUGAACUUCUCAAUCACUUCUCAAAGGAAACCAAACAAUCAGGAAUCUCCAACUAUGACAAGUACAAAGUUCUGUUCAUCUUUGAUGGUCUGGAUGAGUGCCGACUGCCCCUAGACUUCCAGAAGAACAAGAUCUGUUGGGACGUCACUGAGUCAACCUCAGUGGAUGUUCUGCUGACAAAUCUCAUCAAGGGAAAUCUGCUUCCCUCUGCUCUCCUCUGGAUAACUACCCGACCUGCAGCAGCCAAUAAGAUCCCUUCAGGGUGUGUUGACCAGGUGACAGAGGUACGAGGGUUCAAUGACCCACAGAAGGAGGAGUACUUCAGGAAGAGAUUCAGUGAUGAGGACAUGGCCAGCAGAAUCAUCUCACACAUAAAGACAUCAAGGAGCCUCCACAUCAUGUGCCACAUUCCAGUCUUCUGUUGGAUUUCUGCAACAGUCUUUGAACACAUGCUGAAACAUAAGAGAGAAGAGAUGCCCAAGACUCUGACUGAGAUGUACACACACCUUGUGGUGUUUCAUACCAAACAGAAGAAUGAAAAGUAUCUUGGGAAAGAAGAGACAGGUCCACACUGGAAUAAAGAGAGCAUUCUGUCACUGGGAAAACUGGCUUUUCAACAGCUUGUGAAUGGCAAUCUGAUUUUCUAUGAAGAAGACCUGAAGGAGGCUGGCAUUGAUGUUAAUGAAGCCUCAGUGUACUCAGGGUUGUGCACACAGCUCUUUAAAGAGGAAUGUGGGCUGUACCAGGACAAGGUGUUCUGCUUUGUUCAUCUGAGCAUUCAGGAGUUUCUGGCUGCUGUAUAUGUGUUCCUCUCAUUCAUCAACAACAAUGAGAAUCUAAUGGCCGAACCGCAAACAAAGUCCAGCAUCUUUGCUUCGCUGUUCAGAGACAAGCCUGAAGUUACUUUCUACAAGAGUGCUGUGGAUAAAGCCUUACAAAGUGAGACAGGAAACUUGGACCUUUUCCUCCGUUUCCUUCUGGGCCUCUCACUGGAGUCCAAUCAGAAGCACUUACGAGGUCUACUGACAACGACAAGAAGCAGCUCAAAGACCCAUGGAGAAACAGUCAAGUACAUCAAGGAGAAGAUCGGGGAGGAUCUCUCUCCAGAGAGGAGCAUCAAUCUGUUCCACUGUCUGAAUGAACUGAAUGACCAUUCUCUAGUGGAGGAGAUCCAAAGCUACCUGAGAUCAGGAAGUCUCUCAAAACCCAAACUGUCACUUGCACAGUGGUCAGCUCUGGUCUUUGUGUUGCUGACUUCAGAAAAGGAGCUGGAUGUGUUUGACCUGAAGAAAUACUCCAGAUCAGAGGAAGGUCUUCUGAGGCUGCUGCCAGUGGUCAAAGCCUCCAGAGCUGUUCUGCUGUCAGGCUGUGGAGUCACAGAGGAAGGCUGUGCUUCUCUGGUCUCAGCUCUGGAGUCAAACCCCUCACACCUGAGAGAGCUGGACCUGAGUAACAAUGACCUGAAGGAUUCAGGAGUGAAGCUGCUCUCUGAUGGACUGGGGAAUCCCCACUGUAAACUGGAGACUCUGAGGCUGUCAGGCUGUCUAGUCACAGAGGAAGGCUGUGCUUCUCUGGUCUCAGCUCUGGAGUCAAACCCCUCACACCUGAGAGAGCUGGAUCUGAGUAACAAUGACCUGAAGGAUUCAGGAGUGAAGCUGCUCUCUGAUGGACUGGGGAAUCCCCACUGUAAACUGGAGACUCUGAGGCUGUCAGGCUGUGGAGUCACAGAGGAAGGCUGUGCUUCUCUGGUCUCAGCUCUGAGGUCAAACCCCUCACACCUGAGAGAGCUGGACCUGAGCUACAAUCACCCAGGAGACUCAGGAGUCAGACUGCUCUCUGCUGGACUGGAGGAUCCACACUGCAGACUGGAGAAACUCAAUGUGGAACAUGGUGGAGAGAACAGAAUGAAACCUGGGCCUAGAAAAUAUGUCUGUGAUCUCACACUGGACCCAAACACAGUAAACAGACACCUCUCUCUGUCUGAGGAGAACAGAAAGGUGACAUGUAGGACAGAAGAGCAGCCGUAUCCUGAUCACCCUGAGAGAUUUGAGGACUGGGGACAGGUGCUGUGUAGAGAGGGUCUGACUGGGCGCUGUUACUGGGAGGUAGAGUGGAGUGGGAGAGAGGCUGGUAUAGGAGUGACAUAUAAAGGAAUCAGCAGGAAAGGAAGAGGAGGGGUUAAGGACUGUUAUCUUGGAUUCAAUGACAAGUCCUGGAGUCUGUCCUGCUCAGACAACAGUUACACUGCCUAUCACAAUAACAAUCCCUCUAAUCCCACUACCAUAGAUGUCCCCUCCUCCAGACCCCACAGAGUAGGAGUGUAUCUGGACUGGCCAGCCGGCACUCUGUCCUUCUAUAGAGCCUCCUCUGACACACUGACCUACCUGUACACAUUCACCUCCACAUUCACUGAGCCCCUCUUUCCAGGGUUUUGGGUUGAUUACAACUCCUCAGUGUCCCUGUAAAUAAUAACCUGACACGCACACACUGAAACACACAAACACUGGACACACACACAAUAGACUUACACACACACACACACACACACACACACACACACACACACACACACACACACAUUGGACACACACACGCAAACACACACACACAUACUCACUCAAACACACACACACACACACACACACACGCACACACUGGACGCACACAGUGGACACACACACACACACACACACUGGACAAACACACACACACACACACACACAGUGGACAUACAUGCACACACACUGGACACACAUUGGACACACACAAACCUACACAUACACACACUGGACACACACACAAUAGACUUACACACACACACACACACACACACACACACACACACACACACACACACACACAUUGGACACACACACGCAAACACACACACACAUACUCACUCAAACACACACACACACACACACACACGCACACACUGGACGCACACAGUGGACACACACACACACACACACACUGGACAAACACACACACACACACACACACACAGUGGACAUACAUGCACACACACUGGACACACACAUUGGACACACACAAACCUACACAUACACACACUGGACACACACAUUGGACACACACAAACAAACACAUAUUGGACACACACACACACAUUGGACACACACACACACACACAAACACACAGCGGACACACACACACACUGGACUCAAAAACACUAACACACACGCACUGGACACACAAACACACACACACACACACACACACACACACACACACACACACACACACACUGGACAUACAUGCACACACACUGGACACACAAACACACACUGGACACACACAUUGGACACACACAAACCUACACAUACACACAUUGGACACACACGCAAACACACACACACACACAUACUCACUCAAACACACACACACACGCACACACUGGACGCACACAGUGGACACACACACACACACACAGGACAAAAACAAACACACACACACACAGUGGACAUACAUGCACACACACUGGACACACACAUUGGACACACACAAACCUACACAUACACACUGGACACACACAUUGGACACACACAAACAAACACAUAUUGGACACACACACACACACAUUGGACACACACCUACACAUACACACUGGACACACACAUUGGACACACACAAACAAACACAUAUUGGACACACACACACACACAUUGGACACACACACACACACACAAACACACAGCGGACACACACACACACACACACUGGACUCAAAAACACUAACACACACACACUGGACACACACACACACACACAUACACACACACUGGACAUACAUGCACACACACUGGACACAAACACACACUGGACACACACAUUGGACACACACAAACCUACACAUACACACACACACUGGACACACACAUUGGACACACACAAACAAACACAUAUUUGACACACACACACACAUUGGACACACACACACACACACAGACACACACACACACACACACACACACUGGACACACACACCAAGUGGUUCCACAAACAACAACUUGUCUGCCACGCUGAUCCUCAACACUGGGGCCCCUCAGGGGUGUGUACUUAGUCCCCUCCAGUACUCGCUGUUCACCCACGACUGCAUGGCCAAACACGACUCCAACACCAUCAUUAAGUUCGCUGAUGACACAACAGUGAAGCCUGAUCACUGACAACAAUGAGACAGCCUAUAGGAAACCAUCUCAAUUCGGUUGAGGUUGGGUGAUUGUGGAGGCCAGGUCAAACUCGCCAAGCAGGCUGUCAUGUGCCAUUUACUGUGGAGUGUCUUCCGUCUCGCCACUCUACAAUAAAAACCUGAUUGGAGGAGUGCUGCAAAGAUAGUUGUCUUUCUGGAAGGAUCUCCCAUCUCCACAGAGGAACUCUAGAGCACUGUCAGAGUGACAAUUGGGUUUUUGGUCACCUCCCUGACCAAGUCCUUCAAUGCUACAGAAACGUUUUGGUACCCUUCCCCAGAUCUGUGCCUCGAAACAAUCCUGUCUCAGAGCUCUACAGACACUUCCUUCGACCUCAUGGUUGGGUUUUUUCUCUGACAUGCACUGUCAACUGUGGGACCUUAUAUAGACAAGUGUGUGCCUUUCCUAAUAAUGUCCAAUAAAUUGAAAAUACAACAGGUGGACUCUAAUCAAGUUGUAGAAACAUCUCAAGGAUGAUCAAUGGAACCAGGAUGCACCUGAGCUGAAUUUCAAGUCUCAUAGGAAAGGGUCUGAAUACUUAUGUAAAUAAGGUAUUUACAUAUUUUAUUUUAUAAAUGUGCAAAAAUGUCUAAAAAACGGGUUUUGCUGUGUAAUUAUGGGGUACUGUGUGUAGAUUGAUUAAAAAUAUUAAUUUAAUCAAUUUUAGAAUAAGGCUGUAAUGUAACAA